GCGGCCCGUUCGUGGAACCCGGAAGUUGUAGCAUGGUGAGACGUCCUCUCGGUCUCCUCCCUGUGGAAACGAGUCGCUUCUUUCCGCUCCACAGGAAUUUGCUCUGCAGUAAUGGAUCCUAAACACAGGACGAAGGUCUACUGAAGACAGGUGUCAACAUUUCUAGGCAGGAAUGCGACUCCCCCACCGCUGAGCUCAAGAUGAGAGAGUGGUGGAUUCAUGUGGGUCUGAUCUGCAUCCCGCUGGUAGCCGUCUACCUGCACAUCCCGCCCCCACAGCUCUCACCUGCCCUGCAGAAGUGGCACAGUGCCGGGGAGGUCUUCCACUUCAGAGGCAGGAGAAUCUUCUACAGGGACUCUUAUGGUGCUUUGGGAAGCUCCGAUGUCGUCAUUCUGCUCCACGGCUUCCCCACCUCCAGCUACGACUGGAACAAGAUCUGGGAGCCACUCACACAGCGCUUCCACCGAGUCAUUGCACUGGACUUCCUGGGGUUUGGCUUCAGUGACAAGCCGCGACCACACAGGUACUCCAUCUUCGAGCAGGCCAGUGUGGUGGAGGCCCUGGUGGCCCACCUGGGUCUGAGCAACCAGCGAGUCAACCUGGUGUCCCAUGACUAUGGAGACACCGUGGCCUUAGAACUUCUCUACAGGAGUGACCAGAACCGCACAGGUCACCUGACCUUUAACAGCCUGUGUCUCUCUAAUGGAGGAGUAUUCCCAGAAACGCACUACCCACGGCUGCUGCAGAUGCUUCUGAAAGACUCCAGCUUUCUGGCUCCACUUCUGACUCGUCUCACCAACUAUGUAAUCUUCCAGAAAGGGAUCGGGGAAGUGUUCGGUCCGUACACGCAGCCCACAGACGCUGAGUUCUGGGACAUGUGGACGGGUUUACGCUACAAUGACGGCAACCUAGUUUUGGACAGUAUUCUCCAGUACAUCAACCAGAGAUUGAAACACAGGGAGCGAUGGGUGGGCGCGCUCACUUCCACCUUCGUCCCACUGCACAUGAUCUACGGACCCCUGGACCCCGUCAACCCUCAUCCACAGUUCAUCCGUCUUUACCAGCAGCUGGUCCAGAGGUCCACAGUCACCAUUCUGGACGAACACAUCAGCCACUACCCUCAGCUGGAAGAUCCCACUGGCUUCCUCAAUGCGUAUUUCAAUUUUAUUCACUCUUUCUGAGGGAAGACAUAACAUCCCCGUUUGAGAAUGAUACUAAAACUUGUUCAAGCUGAGUGUACCAAAGUGAUAAAUGACAUGUCACGUGGUGGACAAAACCUUUCCUAAUGAUUGUAACCAGGAGAAUCAAUCAAUGGGUUAAUUUACCAGCAUCAAUCUCUGAGAUGUCGAUUCCUGCCAUAGAAGACAUAAAAUGUGAAUUUAAAAAAAUGAUCAAUUAGACUUAAUACAACUGACUGACUAAUCAGAUGGUGAGUGUUAAAUUAUGAGCCCUCUGAGGAAGCAUGAUACAGUAAUUUAGUUUUGGUUGUGUGAUCAAUGGAACACUUUUGAUUCCUUCCGUUUUCUGUUUGUUGGGUCCUGAAAUCAGCUGCAUUCUGAAUGAAUUUUGAUAUGAUUUUCUACAUUUCUCUGGAUGUCAAUGAAAAAACUAAAUGUCAACUUUUCUUCAAAUAAAACUAGUUUUGUAAAAAAAAAAAAAAAAA
Molecule: messenger RNA, 1663 nt
Organism: Lates calcarifer (barramundi perch)
Lineage: Eukaryota; Metazoa; Chordata; Actinopteri; Centropomidae
Gene: mest
Product: mesoderm specific transcript
Exons: 12
Coding region: 201-1181 (326 amino acids)
Molecular function (GO): catalytic activity
Source: RefSeq, a predicted model, not a curated record